Messenger RNA from Medioppia subpectinata, 2073 nucleotides. Lineage: Eukaryota; Metazoa; Arthropoda; Arachnida; Sarcoptiformes; Oppiidae. The record is from the annotation of a GenBank genome assembly.
AUGACCACGGCGUCGGGAUUGUCCGAGAAUCCGUCCCAUUCGCUACUAGUAUUGCCCGACUGUACCACUCGUGGCGCCCGCGGAAACAUUUCGUUAAAUGCAAACAAUUUGUUGGUUUUGAGCGCCGGUGAAGACAAAAGUGGGGAACUGUUGGACUCAAUGGUGACCCGACCCGGAAGUGUCCACAUUAUAUACAAAAAGAUAAUACCAACAAAUGGUACCACAAAUGGCACUUCUAGUGACGUCCGGGCCAUCAGAUUCGAUGGAGAGUUGAUCCAUCGAUAUAGAGAAGUGAACAACACAUUCGUGACGGACAGUAAUUCCCCGCAACGUUACGCUGACACUCGUGAACACAUUCCGGCCAACAUUACCGGCACUUUUACCGGUCCCGACAAAGACAUCUACUUCUUCAGAGGCAAUCAAUUCUGUAAACGACCGCUAAAUCUGCGGCAAAAUGUCACCAAUGAUGGGUGUGGCCAAUGGUAUGAUAAUCAACAACUCUUUGGCUGCGAGAGCGACGGCAUGAAGGAUAAGGAAAUCUGUGCGAACUCGACGGUAGAGGGGGUUUCGUCAAACAAGUUGGACCCCUCCGGGAGGCAAAAGUAUAUAUUCAAAGGCACUUCCCGUUGGCUGUUGACUAUCGGCGCCGAUUAUAUAACCGGCAAAUUGACGCAAAUGUGCAAGAUGGUUAUUGUUAACAAACGUCAUAAGACUGAAAGUUGUAACGAGGUGAGAUUUGACGGAGAACUGAUCCAUCCAUACAAAGAGGUGAACCACACAUUCGUGACGGACAGUAAUUCAUCGCAAGUCAAUGGACACGACACGAAAGCAUUGGCCGACUUGUGCUCCGAUCUGAACAUCGGAGACCUCGACCGGUCGUUGCAGAGAGAGGACACGGUAUACGUCUGGAGGGGUAAGAAGUUCUGGAAGAUCGCCGACUUUCCGCGGGCGCCACGAGUGGUACAGUCGGGCAAUACUAGUAGCGAAUGGGACGGAUUCUCGGACAAUCCCGACGCUGUGGUCAUCAUUCAAGAGGGUAAGAGGAGACGCGGAUUUUUUUACGCCUUUUUUGGCGGCUAUUGGUCGAGUUGGUAUCCGAACGCUAAGCCGUGGAUCAGCUACAAGGCCUGGUGGGGUCAGCCAACCGGGUCCAUGAAGUUUGGCGCCACAAUGCAUAACGGCGAUAUCAAUAAUCCACUCGUUCUCGGCUUCGAUGGAUCGCAAGUGCACACAUACGCCAGCACUGGCACACUCUUAGAGGUGAGAAACACAACACUCGUGGACGAAACGGACGAGAAGUGGCCAAAAGACAUCACCGCCGCCAUGAGAAUGGCAGACAAUACGGUAUAUCUAUUCCGGGGCGAUAAGUACUGCAAACGAAGCUGGAAAUGCAAAGAUGGUGAUUGUGUCCGUAUAUGUUAUCUAACCCUGUUGAGGUGCGCCGGUGAAGACAUUGGUAGUGAACUGUUGGAAGCAGUGUUGACCCGACCCGGAAGUGUCCUAAUUGUAUCUAAAAAGAUAUUAUCAACAAAUGGUACCACAAAUGGCACUUCUGGUGGCGUCCGGGCCAUCAGAUUCGACGGAGAACUGAUCCAUCGAUACAAAGAAGUAAACAACACAUUUGUGAGGGAAAGUAAUUCCCCGCAACAUUACGCCGACACUCGUGAACACAUUCCGGCCAACAUUACCGGCGCUUUCAUCGGUCCCGACAAAGACAUCUACUUCUUCAGAGGCAAUCAAUUCUGUAAACGACCGCUAAUUCUUCGGCAAAAUGUCACCAAUAAUGGGCAACUCUUUGGCUGCAACGUCGGUGUUAUCAAGAAUAAGGAUAUCUGUGCAAACUCGACGGUUGAGGGGGUGUUGUCUAAUAAGUUGGACGCCUCCGGGAGGGAGAAGUUUAUAUUCAAAGGCACUUCCCGUUGGCUGUUGACUAUCGGCGCCGACUAUAUAACCGGCAAAUUGACGUUAGAUGAAGUAUUUGGGACUAAAGUCGGUAAUAAUAAGCCUAACAUUCAAUCAUCGCAUUCAUCGGAUGUAAAGACUAAAUCAGAUGAAACCGAUGAUAACGACUAA